Molecule: messenger RNA, 1665 nt
Organism: Larimichthys crocea (large yellow croaker)
Lineage: Eukaryota; Metazoa; Chordata; Actinopteri; Sciaenidae
Product: tubulin alpha-1C chain
Exons: 4
Coding region: 9-1478 (489 amino acids)
Biological process (GO): microtubule-based process
Cellular component (GO): microtubule
Molecular function (GO): structural constituent of cytoskeleton; GTP binding
Source: RefSeq, a predicted model, not a curated record
ACCACAACAUGCCAGGCUGUUGCCUGGUGAUGGUUCUCUAUAAAGCAGCUUUGUGUUACUCGUACUACACACAACAUCCCCAGCCACUCAUCUCAGGUGAACGAGGGACUGCUUCAAGCAACGAAAACAUGCGUGAAUGUAUCUCUGUCCAUGUUGGCCAAGCUGGAGCCCAGAUAGGCAAUGCCUGCUGGGAGCUCUACUGCCUGGAGCAUGGAAUCCAGCCUGAUGGUCAAAUGCCCAGUGACAAGACCAUUGGAGGAGGCGACGACUCCUUCAACACCUUUUUCAGUGAGACUGGAGCUGGUAAACAUGUUCCCAGAGCUGUCUUUGUGGACUUGGAGCCAACUGUCAUUGAUGAAGUCCGCACAGGAACUUACCGCCAGCUCUUCCAUCCUGAGCAGCUGAUCACUGGAAAGGAAGAUGCAGCCAAUAACUAUGCCCGUGGUCACUAUACCAUCGGCAAGGAGAUCAUCGACCUCGUUCUCGACAGGAUCCGUAAACUGGCGGAUCAGUGCACAGGUCUCCAAGGUUUCCUCAUCUUCCACUCCUUUGGAGGAGGAACUGGCUCUGGCUUCACUUCUCUGUUGAUGGAGCGCCUCUCUGUUGACUAUGGGAAAAAGUCCAAGCUGGAGUUUGCCAUCUAUCCUGCCCCUCAGGUGUCCACAGCUGUGGUGGAGCCCUAUAACUCCAUCCUGACCACCCACACCACCCUGGAGCACUCUGAUUGCGCCUUCAUGGUGGACAAUGAGGCCAUCUAUGACAUCUGCCGCAGGAACCUGGACAUUGAGCGUCCCACCUACACCAACCUCAACAGGUUGAUUGGACAGAUCGUCUCCUCCAUCACCGCCUCCUUGCGCUUCGACGGCGCCUUGAACGUGGAUCUCACAGAGUUCCAGACCAACUUGGUGCCUUACCCUCGCAUCCACUUUCCCCUGGCUACCUAUGCACCAGUUAUCUCAGCAGAGAAGGCCUACCACGAGCAGCUAUCAGUAGCAGAAAUCACCAAUGCUUGCUUUGAGCCCGCCAAUCAGAUGGUCAAAUGUGAUCCUCGCCAUGGCAAGUACAUGGCCUGCUGUCUGUUAUUCCGUGGUGACGUGGUACCCAAAGAUGUCAACUCUGCCAUCGCCACCAUCAAAACAAAGCGUACCAUCCAGUUUGUGGACUGGUGUCCCACAGGCUUCAAGGUGGGCAUCAACUACCAGCCUCCCACUGUGGUUCCUGGAGGAGACCUGGCCAAGGUGCAGAGGGCCGUGUGCAUGCUGAGCAACACCACUGCCAUCGCUGAGGCCUGGGCCCGACUCGACCACAAGUUCGACCUUAUGUACGCCAAGAGGGCCUUUGUCCACUGGUACGUCGGAGAAGGAAUGGAGGAGGGAGAGUUCUCAGAGGCCAGAGAGGACAUGGCUGCCCUGGAGAAGGAUUACGAAGAGGUGGGCACCGACAGCGUUGGAGAGGAGGAUGAAGGCGAGGAAUACUAGGCUGCUGAAACAUCUGUAGCUUGCUGUGGCUCCAUUACAGUCCACCUAUCCCAGAAAAGAAAUGCCAAACACCCAACGUGUUUUGUUGCCACGCAAUACUGGACUCAUUCCUUAAUUCUGCACAUUCCAGCGAGCUACAUGAGUUUCCUGUUUUAAAUCAUGCAAACGAAUAAAGAACAUAAAGUCA